Ruditapes philippinarum (Manila clam) is the source of this 912-nucleotide messenger RNA. RefSeq lists its product as uncharacterized. The transcript has 2 exons. The record is from RefSeq and is a predicted model, not a curated record. Lineage: Eukaryota; Metazoa; Mollusca; Bivalvia; Venerida; Veneridae. Bases 209 to 694 code for a protein of 161 amino acids.
UAAAACAAAUCUUGCAUUCAGUUAAAGUUUGGAAUAUAUGCAGGCUUUAUAAAGUUACUGUACAUAGAUUUUUUUUAUAUAAUCAUACCUUAUUUAAUGUAAAAAUAUGCUUAUCAAAAUGGAGGUAUUUAUCCGAAAUAACUAUCAUAUACGAACAUAGUGUUAACAAAAUUGCGAGCAUCAUCGGGGGACUAUUCUAAUAUCAGCCAUGUCAGUAUCUGAUGUAAACGUAAGCUGGUCGACGCGAUCCAGUAUUGUGCGAAGCGACAAAAGUACGGAGCGCUCCGUGUUCCUUACCAGUUGCUCUAAACACGGAGCAGAUGAUUCCAAAAAGCCAAAAUGUGUGUCAGCGAAACAUUCAGGGAUGCGAUUUCAAGGAUGGCGGGAACCGAAGCCACUCAGGUCUAGAUGCAGCUCCGCGGUAAAUACCGAAGACUUAGAUAAAAAUAACGCGGAGCGGCUAAAAUCAGCUAAAAAGUCAGUGCGGGACUCUGUAGACGAGCAAAAAGAGACACUGACAAGAUUGUCACAACCAACCACGGCGAGCAGAUGGAAAAGUGCCAGAACUAGGGAAGUCGGAACAGACAUGAACUAUUAUUCUUGGGCAAAAAUGAAUGUUUAUAAAGAUUAUCAAAAGGUUAUGUACGGAGCAAACGGGACUGCAAAAAAGCCAAACAGAAUAAAAGAAAGAUGAAAAUGAAUUUUCAUCCCUAUAUUAAACUGCUUGUAUUUAAAGGACCUUUAUGUUACAGAAAUGCUUUCAGUUUUAGUUCUCAAAAUAUUUUAUUUUUAGUGAUCUGAUAUAAUUUUCCAAGAAGUUACUCAUUGGCCAAUUACCUGAAACAUAUUUUGCCUCUUUCGCUUAGAUAUGGUAUUUAUUACAGUUAAAGUUAUUUAGUAUUUUAUAUGUAA